AUGUGCAGUGUGUGUCUGCCUCCAACCCAGCAGCCACAGUGUAACUACACUGACCUCAAUACAGGUGAGCUGUGGUUCUGCUACAAGCCACAGAAUCUGAGCUGUGAUACCAGGAUCAACCACUUUGUCAGAAAACCAAAACCCCCCAAGGCCAAGGAGGACAUACUCUUCAAAAAUGGUGUCACCAUGAACGUUGGCAUUCCAGCUUCAGGACCUGCUCAUGUCACUGUGUUUCCAAAAAUGGAAGAUCUCAAGGUAUAUAACCUGCACAACAUGAAGCAGUCUGGACCUUACGUGGCACUGGACUAUGCCAAAAACAUCUUUGUGACAUACCGCUGCCAUGGCCUUCCUAUUCGUAUUGCACCUUCACCAGUGACAGAACUACAUUAUGUUGCCAAUGAACUUGAUGGAGUAACUGGAGGGAAGACCACAGUUGUAGUUUUUGGUGUCUGGGCACAUUUUACCACUUUCCCCAUCAAGUACUACAUCCGUCGGUUAAUGAGCAUCCGCAAGGCAGUUGUUCGACUACUUGCCAGAGCUCCAGCUACUCGAAUUAUUAUUCGGACGGCAAACCUAAAAAGGAUUUCAACUCCCCUUUCAGCACUGGUUGGUGGUGACUGGCUUUCACUGCAACGUGACAAGAUACUCAGGACCAUGUUUCAGGGAAUGGAUGUUUAUUUCGUGGACGCCUGGGAGAUGACUGUGGCUCACUAUCUCAAGCAUGACAUCCACCCACCCCGUCCCAUCAUUAAGAAUAUGAUUGAUGUUGUUUUGUCAUAUAUUUGCCCUUGA
Salarias fasciatus (jewelled blenny) is the source of this 792-nucleotide messenger RNA. RefSeq names its product NXPE family member 3-like. Lineage: Eukaryota; Metazoa; Chordata; Actinopteri; Blenniiformes; Blenniidae. The record is from RefSeq and is a predicted model, not a curated record. The transcript has 3 exons. Bases 1 to 792 code for a protein of 263 amino acids.